UAUCAUUUAUAAAUUUUUUUCUUAGCAAAAUGAAUUAACAAAUGGAACUCAAGAUUACCUUAAAAUCACCCAAGCUAACCUUCUUUAUAAAAUCAAAAUUGCUGAAAUCGAAAACAAUGCUUUUGAGGAUCGUUUUCAUGAUCGAUUGUCUGAUAUCGAAUUACAACAACAACAAGUCUUGAACGAAACUCAAAAAAUAAAUCAAACUCUUUUACCAUUGCCAGUGCUGAGUUUAGCAUGGAAAUCUUGCAUUCAAACUUAUGAUUCACAGUUUGUUACUUAUCAAAGUGCUAAAGACAAAUUUGAAAACUGCAAUAGUAUGGCCCAGUUAAAUUACUAUCAUUUAACUUUUGCUGCAAAGUCAUAUACAAAUAGUGCCAAAAACUAUGCUCUUAAUGUACUACCUCGAAAUGUUGGAAGUUGUCAAGUUCACAAAAACAAUCAAACAAAAUUAGAGCAGUGUUAUAUUGACAAUGUCCAAAGUGCUGUAGAAUAUGUUGAAAGUUAUUUGGAUGAAGCUAAAUUGAGUCGAGAGAAGAGUAUUUUUAACUUGAAUUCGAUUAUUUUGUCAGCUAUUCAAUGCUCAUUUAAAAUCGAAAUGUCUGUUUUAGAUGCAAUUAGUUUAACUUCAAAGAAAAUUAACGACUGUUUGAAUGGCAAGGGGAAACGCAAUAUUCUUAAUUAUUACACUAAAGCUUGAAUGAUUUAAUUGCAUUU
Messenger RNA from Episyrphus balteatus (marmalade hoverfly), 717 nucleotides. RefSeq lists its product as uncharacterized. The record is from RefSeq and is a predicted model, not a curated record. Bases 320 to 700 code for a protein of 126 amino acids. Lineage: Eukaryota; Metazoa; Arthropoda; Insecta; Diptera; Syrphidae. The transcript has 2 exons.